CAACGAGCAAAGCACAGACAAGAUAGAAGAGAGAGAGAGAGAUUGGAAUCUGAAACUGACCAUCGAGAUUUACGUUUCUCCGUUUUCGUCACGCCGAAGCUUCACUUAAACCAGAAAAAACCCCAAAGUUUUUAGCAAAACUUAACACUCUCUCUUCUGAAUGUUUAUCACUGAAUCUGUGUUAAUGGAGAUUCCAGAUUCUCUACUCUUUUCUGCUUUCACCUUUCGAUUAAGCUUCAGCUUCACGAAAUGCCGUUGUUAUUAAAAGUGAUACUCUUCUCCACUCACUAUAUCUUCUUCUCUUUGCCAUUAUAUUCGAUCAGCUUAAGACUCUCCACUGAACCCAACUCAAAGUUGUGAAUGAGAAAACUUUGAUGUGAGUGAAGUGAACCUAAAGAGUAUAUUCAAAAAAGACUGUUUUGAUGAUGAUGAGGAGUGUAGCAGCCUUCAUUUUCCUUUUGAUCUCCCCAUUUGUUUCAUCUUCCGACAUAGACUCAGACCAGCAAGCACUUCUCGAGUUCGCAUCUCUUGUUCCUCACGUACGCAAACUCAACUGGAACACCACAAACCCAAUCUGCACUUCUUGGACAGGCAUCACCUGCUCCAAGAACAAUGACCGUGUAACCGCGCUGCGUCUCCCUGGCUCUGGACUCUAUGGUCCUUUACCUGAGAAGACAUUUGAGAAGCUUGAUGCUCUAAGGAUCAUUAGCCUCCGUUCCAACAGCCUUCAAGGGAACAUUCCAUCUGCUAUCCUCUCUCUUCCUUUCAUCAGAUCACUCUACUUUCAUGACAAUAAUUUCUCUGGUCCUAUCCCUCCUGCUCUCUCUCAACGUCUUGUUAAUCUUGAUCUCUCUGCCAACGCGUUGUCUGGUAACAUCCCUGUGACUCUAAGGAACUUGACUCAGCUUACUGAUCUUAGCUUGCAGAAUAAUUCUCUCACUGGACCUAUCCCUGACCUCCCACCUAGCUUAAAGUACUUGAAUGUAAGCUAUAAUAACCUUAAUGGUUCAGUUCCUUCUUCUGUCAAGUCCUUCCCAGCAUCAGCGUUUCAAGGGAAUAGCCUUUUAUGUGGUGGUCCUUUAACUCCAUGUCCAGAGAACACUACAUCACCAUCACCAUCUCCAUCUCCUUCCCCAACUUCGCCUGGUACAACCGAAAGUCCUGAUACAAGCAAAAGAGUUCUCUCUACUGCUGCUAUUGUUGGCAUUGCAGUUGGAGGUUCGGUUCUGUUGUUUAUCCUUCUCGCCAUCCUUACUCUCUGCUGCGCCAAGAAGAAAGAUAACGGGCAAGAGAGCACCAGCACCAGCACCGCGGCGCCGAAAGCUAAACCAGGGAGGGGUGACAACAAGGCAGAGGAGUUUGGGAGUGGUGUGCAGGAGGCGGAGAAGAACAAGCUUGUCUUCUUUGAAGGAAGCUCAUACAACUUUGAUCUUGAGGACUUGCUCAGAGCCUCUGCUGAAGUUUUGGGAAAAGGAAGUUAUGGGACAACGUAUAAGGCUAUCUUAGAGGAAGGAACCACGGUGGUGGUGAAGAGGCUGAAAGAAGUAGCAGCUGGUAAAAGAGAGUUUGAGCAGCAGAUGGAAGCUGUGGGUAGGAUCAGUCCACACGCUAAUGUUGCUCCUCUCCGUGCUUAUUACUUUUCUAAAGACGAGAAACUGCUUGUGUAUGAUUACUACCAAGGAGGCAACUUCUCCAUGCUUCUUCAUGGAAACAGUGAGGGAGGAAGAGCUGCGUUGGAUUGGGAAUCAAGGGUAAAGAUCUGUUUAGGAGCUGCAAAAGGAAUAGCUCACAUACAUUCUUCAUCUGGUGCUAAACUUCUCCACGGAAACAUCAAAUCACCAAACGUCCUCUUAACACAAGACCUCAAUGCAUGUGUCUCGGACUUCGGUAUAGCUCCAUUGAUGAGCCACCACACCUUACUCCCAUCAAGAAGCUUAGGAUAUAGAGCACCUGAAGCCAUAGAGACCCGGAAACACACUCAAAAAUCCGACGUGUACAGCUUUGGUGUACUGUUACUAGAAAUGCUGACAGGGAAAGCAGCAGGGAAGACAACAGGGCAUGAGGAAGUGGUGGAUUUGCCCAAAUGGGUUCAGUCAGUGGUGAGAGAGGAGUGGACUGGUGAAGUGUUUGACGUUGAGCUUAUAAAGCAGCAGCACAAUGUUGAGGAAGAGAUGGUGCAGAUGUUGCAAAUAGCAAUGGCUUGUGUGUCAAAGCCUCCAGAUUCUAGGCCUUCCAUGGAGGAAGUUGUUAACAUGAUGGAGGAUGUUAGGCCUUCUAAUGGUUCUGGUCCUGGUUCUGGCAACAGAGCUUCUUCGCCUGAGAUGAUCAGAAGCUCUGAUAGCCCGGUUUAGAUUUUGGUUAUUUUUCUUUCUGAAAUCAUUAUUUAUUUCGCUUUUUUUACUUAUUGGGAAUAAACCUUUUCGUAGCUGACCAAUUCGGCAUGUGGUUUCUUCUAAUCAUUAUCUGGAAAAGUAGUGUAAUUGAAACUUUCUAUCCUUAGAAUUUCUUUUUUGUUAUUGUGUGUGUGUGGUUAAUAUAUGUUCC
This is a messenger RNA of Eruca vesicaria subsp. sativa (arugula), 2544 nucleotides long. The record is from the annotation of a GenBank genome assembly. Lineage: Eukaryota; Viridiplantae; Streptophyta; Magnoliopsida; Brassicales; Brassicaceae.